Colletotrichum orchidophilum is the source of this 1413-nucleotide messenger RNA. Its product is annotated as aldose 1-epimerase. The coding region runs from base 1 to 1413 and encodes 470 amino acids. NCBI's taxonomy places the organism in Eukaryota, Fungi, Ascomycota, Sordariomycetes, Glomerellales, Glomerellaceae. Gene Ontology annotation, biological process: beta-D-galactose catabolic process via UDP-galactose, Leloir pathway; glucose metabolic process. The record is from RefSeq and is a predicted model, not a curated record. Gene Ontology annotation, molecular function: aldose 1-epimerase activity; carbohydrate binding. The transcript has 2 exons.
AUGUGCAAGUCUCUCUGCUCCUCCUGCAUGAGGGGAGCACCAUUGGGAUAUAAGCUCCCGCUUCAUCCCACCUUCCCCUCUCACAGGCCUCGUUGUCCGACAUCCCGUCAUCAUCCUCUGUUCUGGCCCACGGUGCUUUGCGCUUCAGUCCUCUGUUACCUUGCUUGGUCUACCUAUACGAUGCGCUCAUCACUCCUCCCCAUCGCCGUCGGAGCUCUGCUCGCCCCGGUCGCCUCUCUGGCCCAGUUUGUCGGCGGAUCCGGUGGUAACACCACGGCUCCCACGUCAGGCCCCGACAAGGACGGCAAGUACUGGAUCUCCAGCGGCCACAUCAAGGCCUCCUUUAUUCGCUACGGUGCCUCCGUUUCCAACCUGAUCAUCAACGACAAGUACGGUAUCCCCCGCGACGUUGUCGCCGGCUGGGACAAUGCCACCUACUACCAGACCGAUCGCCAGCACCCCCAUUUCGGCGGUAUUCCUGGUCGCUACGCGAACCGUAUCAAGAACGGCACCUUUGAGAUUGAUGGAAAGACCUACAAGACCGACCUCAACGACAACAAUGGCCUCGACACGCUCCACGGAGGCUCUGACGGAUGGGACUGGCGCAACUUCACCGUUGUCUCUCACACCAACAACAGCAUCACCUUCUCCUUCACCGACCCUGACGGAAAGGAGGGUUUCCCCGGUGAAGUCGUAUCGCUCAUUACCUACACCAUUGUCGGCUGGAACUGGGAGUUCAAGAUGAUCGCCGUCCCGACCACCAAGAAGACGCCAAUCAUGCUCAGCAGUCACACCUACUGGAACCUCGACGGCUUUUCCAACAACGAGACCAGCCUGGUUCUCAACCAUACCCUUCACAUGCCGUACAAUGGUCAGAGAGUGGCCGUUGACAACAUCCUGAUUCCCACCGGCGAGAUUCUCGCCAAUGAGAAGGGCUCCGUCAACGACUUCUGGAGCGCGCCGAAGCAGAUUGGUGCCGACUUCUCCAAGCCCGAGCUCAAGAACAACUGUGGUUUCAACUGCACUGGUUAUGACAACUGCUGGAUCGUGAACCGCGACGGCCUAGGCCCCUACAACUGGCGCACCGAGGGAUAUGUCGCUCGCAUGCAGUCCGAGUGGUCCGGUAUUCAGCUCGAAGUCUUCACCGAUCAGGACGCCUUCCAGAUGUACAGCUGCGGCCAGCAGAACGGCUCUGUGGCCCUCAAGAAGACCCAGGGCCUGUUCGAUAACGCCAAGUUCCCUCGCACCAUCCCCAAGUACGGCUGCGUCGUGCUCGAGGUCCAGGAUUGGAUCGACGGUAUCAACAACCCCGCCUGGGGCCGCGGCAAGAAGCAAAUCUUCGAGCCCGGCGGUGACCCAUACGUCCUUCAGGCCAGCUACCGCUUCAGCAUCAACUCCACUUCCAGUUCGUAG